Messenger RNA from Hydractinia symbiolongicarpus, 6541 nucleotides. RefSeq lists its product as uncharacterized. The record is from RefSeq and is a predicted model, not a curated record. The coding region runs from base 287 to 1357 and encodes 356 amino acids. Gene Ontology annotation, molecular function: zinc ion binding. NCBI's taxonomy places the organism in Eukaryota, Metazoa, Cnidaria, Hydrozoa, Anthoathecata, Hydractiniidae. The transcript has 2 exons.
AGGGUAAUUGCUUAUUAAACGAUCGUUUUAAAUCGCUUAAAAAGUAAACAAAAUUUUCGAUCGAAACUUGCACUACCAUUAUGAACUCCGUUACUAAGAUUUUAAUGAUAUUCUCCAUCGCGGGCUUUUAUUCUCGACCAUUACUUCGGCUUUACAAGCCUACACACCAGGAGUACGCGAGUAAGCAAGUCCUGCAUUGUGUUCGACUAAAUAGCUGCGUUUAAACUGCGACGUUUUUAUAUCCUUGCCUUGGAAAUUUUUGUGGGUAAUUGAUACAGCCCAAAAUAUGUACGCGAGGUAUAAACACAGACCAAGAGUUGUACAGAGUAUAAUGCGACAAAACGAAAGCGGCCGCCUCGUGGUCUUCACUUCCAAUAUGUCGACCGAAUACUUCUCGAAAUUAGUAAGUGAAGAUAAACAGCAUUAUUCAAAAAAACUCACGCUUGCCAACGGAACACUCCUACGCGACCCUUUUUCACUGAAGGGAGAAGAUUGGAGCGACGAUGUAUCAUUGCUACCCGAUGUUACGCAUAUGGAUUUGUAUGUCUAUCUCAUCCAUACACCCAGUGAAUUUACAAAUGAAUCUUUGAAAGCUUAUAAAUCCUUAGAAGCUUACAACUUUUAUCUUUCUGGGCAUGUUCAAGAUGUUUAUUGCCACCUCUUGAAAGACGUUGAAUUUUGCUACAUUAAAUCCUCCGUACUACCUAGUCAGAGACAAGGACAAAAGCAAAAACUAUAUGAUGUAUGGAUCAUUUUACACACAAGUGGAUGGGUACUUUCAGCAAAUUGUACCUGCGUUGCUGGCCUUGGCUCGGCAUGCAGUCAUGUUGCUGCCCUUUUGUUCAAACUGGUUGCUUGUGCUACAUUGGAGUUAAACAAAAAAGCUUGCACAAGCAAAUUAUGCUCAUGGAAAAAAUCUAGAAAAAGAGCACACCCUGCACCUCUGAAGCACAUAAACUUCAAAAGACCAAAAAAAAGCGAAGUCCUGCCUACUAUAGACGAACCUUUUGAAGGUGAAUUGAAAGGAUUCACAUCAGUGGAUCCCUUGAAAUUCGUAACAGAAGAGGAAAAACAACAGUGGAUUUCACUCAGUCAAAUUGCUCCAGAUGCAGUUGUACUUAAAAAUAUAAGUCUGGAUUUAGGUGAAACAACACACCAUGAUGAUAGCGAAACAGAAACUGCGGAUGAAAAUGAAAAAAACAUUCUUCCUGAACCAUUGACAUACAUAUACGACUCCGCUGCCAUAAAUAAAAAUGAAAUAGAAAUAAAUAACAUUGCUCAAAAAAAUUACAAUCAAUACAAAUCCUCGUGCUUUGAUAUACAGUUUGAAAACUUGAAAAAAUUCCUGAUGGAUUAGUGAAGUGCAAAUGUCAUGGUCAGAGUUUAGUUGAGAUCAAAUGCCCAUUUAAAUAUAAAAAAAGUUUGAAGCUAUGGAGAAACGAUAAAAAUUGUCCCAUUGAUAAAGCUGGGAAAUUCAAAAAAAAUCAUGCUUAUUACUUCCAAGUACAACAUCAAAUGUUAGUAACUAAAAUGAAUUAUUGUGACUUCUUUGUUUUUUCACAAGGAAAGCAAGAAAAUGAUACUUUUCUGAUCAGGGUUACAAAAAAUGAACCAUUUUGUCGGAAACUUCGUGAAAAACUGGCCAUUGUAUUCGAAAAGGUUUUGUUACCAGAGCUUGUCACUCGGAAAAGUGAUCCCAAGUUACUAAAUGAAGAAAAGGUGUAUUGCAUACGCAGAAGACCAUCCUUCCCACCUAUGAUUGGUUGUGACAAUUUAGGCUCAUGUGACAUAGAAUGGUUCCAUUAUUCUUGUGUGAAGAUAACAAGAGCACCGAAAACUUGGCUAUGUUCUACCUGUCAGAAUAAUAUUAAAAAAAAAUAGUGUGUCACAUUAUAUCAAAGUAAUAUAUGUAAUAUAAAUAUAACAAUAUGUUAGUUGUGUGCGAAGUAUCAAAUUCUCUGUAAUAAUAUAUGUUAUAUAAUGCCUUUGUUCAAGUUCACCAAAGCACAUAUAACGAUAAACACAUCGUCCAAUAAAUCUACUUGAGUGAUAGGUAUGGUUGUGUUCAAAAUUUCAAACUUUCUCAAACGUCCAAUAACUCUCUCAAUGUGGAUUCGAACAUUGGCUAUUUUUCGAGAUCGAUCUACAUCCAUUGCUGACAUUUGUUCCUUCCCUCUGGUAAAUUCAGGUAUUUUUUAAUACCACGCCUCGUGUUGCCAACUCUUGCUCGAUAAGGAAUCCUCGAUCAGCCAAAACAAGAUCUCCAUUUUCGACUAAAUCCAAAAAACCACUUUUUAUUGUUAUUUCCUUAUCAGAGACUCUACCUCCCCAUCCUUCUGAUAGGAAACUAACACUUCCUGUUGGAGAACAUGCAACCAAAUACUUGAUGGUAUUAGUAUUCUUGUAAUUAGACCAUGUCUGUGCUCUGGCAUUGAGAUUUAAUGGACGUUGUAUGAAUAUCUCAGUGCAGUCAAUGAUGCAGCGACAACUUAGGUACUUUUUGAAACACUUCGGCAUAUGCUUACGUAUAGCUUCCUUCUCAGGCCACACAAUUAAAAAAAGUAAAGAUUUUGAUAAUACUUUAAGCAAGCUUCGAUAAAUUUUGGUGACCAUUUUGCAUGUAAUUCCAAACCUGAAAGCGAUAUCUUUGUUAUACAAGCCAAGUUUCAAUUUUACCAGGACAACAACAAGGUGAUCUUUCGGUGUCAAUAUUCUGCUGAUACGUUUCAUUUUAUUUUUGAUAAUUGCAAAUACCCAGUUGAAGCGUGCUUGGUCCAAUCCAGUAUAAAAAUAAAAAUAAUUUUUGUGACUUUUCAAAUGUCCAUAAUUUAGUUGGAAUUUUCUUGACAAAUUGUUUUUAUUUUUUAACUGAUGGAUUUCAGCCAUCCUGUUGACAAGUUCAUUUUGGAUGCUACAGUAUUUCCGAGUCACUUCCUUGAUGUUAUUUUCUUUUUCUUUAACAACAUUCUCUAUUUCUGUCACUUUUUGUUUUAAUUUUUCAAUCUCCAUAUCUUGUGGGCUUAGCUCUUCCUCCUCUGGUUCCAAAACUUCACUGGGCUCUUCCACAACAGGAAGAUUUGAGCGCUGCUUAACUCUCAGACGUGCACGUUGGAAUCGAUCCUGUUUCUCUUUCUUUUUUUCCUCACUCAUUUUUUUCCCAAUUCAGUCGAAAACUGAUGGCACAAAAUCAGGGCUCAGUGGGUCCUUUGAUUUUUUUCCUACAAAAAGAAUAGAAUAUUCCAUAUAUUCACAGUGACUAGAUGUGCAAAACAUUGACUUACUGGGAGUGAAAGAAUCUCAGUGCGGUAGUAAAUACGAGACAGGGAGGCCUCACCCAGAGGGGGAAAGAGGGAGUUUCAAACGUUUAUGGACAAGAGAAAUGAAUAUACAUACCAGAUGUGAAAUGCAGAUGGCAUACUUUAGCAUUUCCAAUUAGCUGUUCUGGCCAAUCCACCCUGCCAAUCGCAAUCAACCAUCUUUUUCUGACGUCUGGGUAUUUCUUCGAAGGAAUUCGAAAAAAACCACCACUUCCAUCGCCUUUCUUGCGUCUGUUCGUACAAUUCGGUACACAUCAACUAUCAGGCAUCCUUCCACAAUCAGUACUUCAACGUUUACGACGAAUAUUUUAAAUAAUUUUAAGUUUUUUCUCUCUAACUAUCACAACACGUCUUCCCUCUUCGAUAACUUCCUUAUGAAAGAACGAAGGCGCGGCUAAUGUUUUGCCUGUCGAUUUUUACGGCAAGCCGCGCAUGCGCAGAAGUGCCGAAAAAUGUAAACAUUGAAAUUCGUCUAUAUUGGUUUGUGUUGUGAAAACAUAACUUUUUUACCUUGAGGCUGUCUUUGUGAUGUUUCUACUGUUUGUCAUAAUACUUGCACUUCGCAGAGAAAUACACUUAUUUUCUGCUUCUUCCACAUUUAUGUCAAAGUGACCUUCAUACUUUUCCAAGUCACCAGCUCUGUAAGUACAAUUCAGCACCCCAAACUCAGAUAAAAGUUUAUAGUAUUUCAUUUUUUCACCUGUCACUUCAAUAACCACGCAUGGCAAACGAAGUAGGUCUGUGCUUGUCCUAUCCUUUGGUGGAAUGCGGACAGAAACGUUAUCUCGAACAACAAAGUAUGCUUUCCUAGAUUUGUGUUUUUUCUCAAACCUGACUUUCAUGAUAUUUUGAGCGCAUUUAAUGUUUUUCGAUGCAGGUUGACGCACUUUCUUAUGACGGUUUAUUGUUGCUAAAAGCAUAAAAAAUAUAGUUAGUUGAUAUUAGUAAUAUCAGUUACUAAAAUUUAAACUGAAAGUAUUAAAGUCAAAGUAAUAUUUUUUCAAACUUACUAACAAAAUCAUCUUCUUCAUUGUCAAUAGCAACUUGGUUAACAUUUUCCUCUUCUAAUUCCACAGCUGCAGAAAGUUCAGAGUUAUCAGUUUUUCUGUUAGGCAGAUCUGCAUCAUCUAAAUAAAUAAAAAAAGUAUAUGAAGAUAUUUUUGUUUUUGAAUGUAAAAAUUAACCACUUGUAUUUGUCCUGUAAUUGAUACCUGUAUUUCCCCCUUUAGCUACCAUGUGCUUUUGCUGUUCAUCUGUUGGCAGUGAAUGGAAAUCUAUGUUCUCGUUGUUAUCCAAGUUUGGAUCAUGUAUAAUAGAAGAUUUUCCUGUGGUUGGGAUGAUUGCAGAAGGAGGGCGCUGACCAAAGACCAAUUCAUACGGUGAUAUACCAGUAGCACUGUGGUUCUGAGUAUUGAUGGCAUAUAUUAUAAGAAAUACACAGUAUACAUGUAAGGUUUUCAUGCAAGUUAUAUUUUUAUAAUUAUACAACUGAAAGUCAAGUUGCCUACAACAAAUAUGUGGCAGCCACUUGCUCCAUUCUGCAGAUUCAUUUUCAGAUAAUUCUGUUAUUUUGGCUGCUAUUUUAGUCUCCACGUUUAUGUGGGCUUGUUCCACCAUGCCCUGACUUUGAGGAUGUCGUGGUCUCCCUUGUAUUAUUUGCACUUUUGAUGGCCAUGACUCUAGCAUUUCAUGUAGGCAUUUGUUCACAAACUCACGUCCAUUGUCAGAGUGAAAGAUACUGGGCGGACCAAAGUAGCAGAAAAUCUUUUCCAAUUCCACACGAAUGUUAAUUGCUUCUUUGCUUUUUAGAGGUGCAACAAAAUUAAAUCUGCUCCAGUAGUCGAUGGCAUGUAAAAUAUAUUUGUAAUCACCAUCAGGCAAAUGCAUCAUGUCAAUGAGAUCAACCUGAAAGGAUAAAAACUUUGUAAAGUUAAGAAACAUUGAGGCUGAACGAAAAAAGUGUUUCUUAUGAACACUCGUGAAUGAAUUAAUCUACACUUUCUAUUACCUGUAAACGCUUCAUAAAAUCAUUUGAUAUAAUUGGUUGUAAAGGAGGAGAUGUAAUUUGAUGUUGUUUUAAGUGACAUGUAGCACAUAGGCGAAUAAAUUCUUCGACGACGCAUCUUGGUAUUCCCUAAUAUAAAGAAGAUAUCUAAAAAAGUGUCAUCAAUGUCACAAAUAUUUUAAGCUUUUGUUAAAAAAAUUAUUUAAACAAAUACAUACCUUUGCCUGUGUUUUUUUACACCUGAGUGUAUUAAUGUUUUGCAAUGUAUUUCCUCUAUAAUCUUGUGAAAGUCUUCAACGUACGCUACACGAGCGAAACCAUCAGGUAUACCUUUCGAUACACCAUCUAUAACCUAAGAUAAAAUAAGAAAAUUUAAAAUUAACAGGAAAAAUUAAAAAAGACAACAGUAAAAAACUUACCGCAUUCUUGCAUGGAGCUAUUAAGAUAUCUCUUAAUCCAAGUGCUUCGUAUUGAAAUAUCUGAAACCUAUUUUUUUUGACAAAAAAUUUAAACUUUCUAUCAACAUUCUCCCUGCCAGAUUUUAAAACUUCACAAUUUUUUCCCCAACUUGCCGUGUCAUGACGGAACUUUUAAUCCGUUUACCGUCAGCUAGUUGAUAUUUUUUUAAAUAAUUUUAAAAUGUCUCUUCACUGUUUAACGAAGACAUCAUGUGUGUUUAAUCGCAGUUCAGUUGUAUCUGUUGCCUAAACACUUGCAAAAAGGGAUUUAUUUGUUUCUUUGUAUCAACUUCGUUUUUAACUGUAUUUUAUAUUGUAUAAGAAAUAAGCAGGAGGUCUAAGUACGACUUUAUCUAUCAUAAACUAACAGGUAAUUAGAACGUUUGGUCGUACCUCGUCCUUGCCUUUUGUUCUCAACCCCCUUACAUUUUUUUAAAGAAUUUUUAUGCGAACCUGGGCUCUAAGUUUGUGCGUAAUUGGUGGCAGCAGGUUCAUUAAAGAUUUUCAUUUAUUCGCGAUCAAUUUUGUGCUUGUGUAAAUGUCUUCAUGUGCUGUUUUUUUACUGUGUCCAAAGAUCGGCCUGCCCAAUCUUAGGACAGGACUAUUUUUUUGGCAUGGAAAAUAAUUGAUAGCAUCUAUUCGCCGUCAUUUCAGUACUCGAGAUAGUGCGUGAUAUUGGUCAACCAAGGAGAUCUGGUUUGAGGUCUUUAUCCUGUUUUUUUUACUGUGUCCAAAGAUCGGCCUGCCCAAUCUUAGGACAG